Messenger RNA from Amoebophrya sp. A120, 4311 nucleotides. The record is from the annotation of a GenBank genome assembly. Lineage: Eukaryota; Dinophyceae; Syndiniales; Amoebophryaceae.
AGCCAGAAGUGUGUUGCCCCAACACUCUUGUUUGCCACGUAUCACAACAAGUGUGCUUUGUAGUUUUUAUCAGCAAACUCUCCAAUUGGUAUCUUAUCUAUUGCAACUUUUUGUAGACAGUACUGUAUGAUUUUUUUGACAUAAGGACCCUACCAAGCAAAUCCAAGAUUUGUCUUCGUGGUUCAUCUUCAUUGAUGUUUUGCAGCACUUGAUAGUAGUACCUUUAUACAACACCCUUCCUCAGUAGAGCCUAGCUUUUGAAGAUCUCUGUAGAACCAUAUUGACGUUUUGGUUUUCCUUUUCGUUUUUUGUACUCUUCAUAAAGCCUUUUCUCACCACAAACUUCACUUUCACCUUUUCUCACCUUCGUCUACCCUCCCUAAAUGGAAUGCUAAGAAAAGCUACCGCUUCAGCUUCCAGCCAUGGAUUUUUUGACUCGAAGCCUCUCCACCGCCACCUCGUUUUUGCCACGUCGCAGUAGGUCGGGCCCGGCGCAAACCGGUGCAGCCGUUCACCCGGUUCCCUUCUCAGAAGAUCAGAGUGAUUCUAGUAUCCCACUACACCCCAGACAGCGGUCCGUUCCGAUACCCGAGGAGCCCGCCGGUCUUCACGACGAGGACAGCGAGAACGAGCAAGAAUUAGAGACGGAACAAAGUAUGAUCGGUUCGGAAGACAACUCGCAGCAGACGACUGCUGACACGGUCAACGCGAACAACGAGGAACAGAACGAAGACAGAAAUGAGUUCAGCUUCAAGAGGAGGGCGUCGAAGAAGACCGCUGAUGGGUCCUCCUCGCGGUCGAAAGGUGGAAUCGCGCAAGAUAUUAAGUCGAAACAGAGUAAAUCAAAAGGCAAGAACUCUCGGCAAUCUGCGUUGCUGAAAGAGCAGAACCGGAUCGCGAAAAUCCAGCAAUGCCUGUACGACAAGAAACAGGACGAAGAUCCGAUUUUCGCCCUGCUGGUGUCCGACGAGAUGCUGCUGAAACACGGCGAGAUUCUGGGCGGUUGCCAAGACAACUGCUUGGACGGAAAGGCGAUGAUUAUGGAGUGGAUUAACAAGCACAGGCGGUGCGAGUUAGAGCACUGGCACCCGUUUGACCUGGAGGUAGAAAUGGUAGAUCUGCGCAGGAUGGCCCGGAUGUUCUCAUAUGAGAAACUCAUGCAAGCUUAUUUUCCGUCAAAUGAGGAAAACGCAAUCGGGUUAGAUGGGCAACCACUGACCGCGGCGGAGAAAUUGAGGAUGACGAGGGAAAAACAGACCAUCGUCCGCAGGUUAUUGUCCAAAAACGCCUCGGAAUUUGCGGUCGCCACGAACUUUUUCAGAAAUGAGAGCUCUACUGCCGAGAAAAAGAAUUCUGAGGUGGAUAAAAAGGAAGAAAACCAACUCAUGAAGCAAGAGCAGCACAAAAAGCUCGGAGAUCUCGUGCUCCAAGGUUCCUGGCAGGCGUCGGAUGAGGACGGAGUAGCGUUUCUCUUCACGCUGAAUCUAACCGUGUUGCAGGUCGGGAUCCAAAAUCCGAAAACGAGCAUCGUAGAGGAGAUCGACCUCACUCGGGAAGAGCUUGAUGACCGCGUGCAGCAAAAAUUGGCCGAGAUGCACACGAAAUACACGAAGCUAAGGCAACAGAAGGAAUUGGAAGAAGCGGAAACCGAGGCGGAGCGAGCGAGUCGGAAGGAAAGAGGGCAAAAAGAAACUACUACCGAAGGAGGGGACUCCAGGAAUAACUCGAAGGAUUCGGCAACAAACAUCGCCUACCUGAAUCAGAAGGAAAAGGAGAAAGGCAACAAAACUGGCGGGAAAACAUCAACAACUACUAAUACUAAGCCGCUCUACCCAAGCCAAACGUCGAACUUGAUCGAUGGCACAAUCGAAUGGCAUCUGGUGUACACGAAAAACCCGAAGGACCCGACUUACGGGAAGCGGCUGCACAGGACGUACCGGAAAUAUCUGGAUCAGCACGUGGGAUGCACGGCGGUGGAAAGAGUGCGAGGGAUGCAGCAGGGGGGAUGCUUCUACCUUUCCGGGUACCGCGUAGUCGAUCCCUUCGUGAAACAGGUGCCCCAUGGGGGAGGGCAGAACAUGGACCAGGAUGCACUCUCGUUGGUUCAGGUAUGUAGUAAAUGAGAUUUAGAUUUUUUGUGCGAUGGAUGGUGCCAUCGCUUUGUUGCAGCAUGGAUGUUUGUAGCAGUUCUACUUGGAGGUGCGAUAGCUGUAGCAGAGAGGUCUGUAGCAAAGAGGUUCUACUUGCACAAGGAAUUUGUGUUGCUUGUACACAUCAUGUCUGUGUUGAAUCCCACUUUAAAAUCUCCAGGUCGACCAAUACGUGAUCAAAUGGGAUCCGGACGCGAAGAAAUUUCGCGGCGUUUCCCGGAACAUGCAUGGCUGUCCGGACGUUCGUCACUGGGCCGCGCACAUGAUUUUCAACCCCGACAUUGCCUAUGUGUCGCCCCGUUUCCACCCCUUUUUCCCCAAUAUGGAGUUCCCCGCGGUGGCCAAGCAAACGGGGCUUUUCGGCAUAAACACCAACGGUGCGAGCGGCUGCUCUGCGGAUCAGCAGGGUAGGCAUCAUCUUCCGUCCUCUCUCUGCACGCAGCGGACCUCCAGCAACGAGUCCCUCUUCGAGCACAGCUACGAAUACAAUUCGACGGCUUUUAGUCCGUUGCUCAGGAAGCACAACGACAGCGGAUACCUGAAGGCGAGAAAGAUCCACAAGUUCGUCUCGGGAAUCCACUCGGCGCCCGGGAUUGCGGGCCGCAAGGACAGCGUGGGGAAGGGCGAUUCAAAUUACAAUAGCGUAGACGUUGUAAAAAAAGCAGCAACCGGCAUUGGUGUUUCUAGUACUGAGGAAGGCGAGCUUUCCUCGAGUAGAUCGUCCGACGAGGAGCAGGCCUACGACUCGGAGACCGAGCCAGACAAUUUCAAUAAUGGGCAGCCCAUAGACGCGGCCGACGAUUCCGCGGGUCUGACUUGCGGCCGCGUGAUCGCGAACGACGCGAUCGCGGCUGACCAGAACGGCAUUUCCACACUUCCCACGAGAGGCAUAAAUAUCACGAACAGCAACGGAACAUUGCACGCCCGGUCGCAGACCCACGAGGGGACGAUAACGAGGAUACGUGCGGCAGGCUCGAGCUCUGUGAACGAUCCGCCGCCAACGACGCUAUUGGAGUUUCUAGAGGGCGCAGACGAUAAGUACGAUCAGCCGGCGAACAUCAAACCGGAGGGAGCCGAACAGGGGAAUUCUCUCGCUCCGGUCGUGGAAGUGAGCUGCUGCUCAAUUUGCCUGGAACCGUUUCAAGAUCGGGUCACGUGUCCCUGCGGCCACCAGUACUGCGCGGAAUGCUUGACGGAGACCAUGCGAACGCAGCCGCCACGAGACUCGGGGGCCUGCCCGCUCUGCCGCCAGGUCGUCACCAUGGUAUCGCUGAUGCGGGACGACGGCCAGCCGUUCUGCGGUGGGGGGCAUUUCAGGUGAGAGAGGAUGGUGAUUUUUGUAUUUGUAUCAAUUUGGAGUAGAGCGUUAGUAUCAUUUGUAAAGCUACGUAUCUAUGUGUAGAAGUAGAGGUCUGAAUGAUCUCAGGAGAGUACAGUAAAUUUUGAGUCCGCAUUAACAUUACGGUAUUUGUGCUCGGUACAGCGCUUUACGUAUUUUUUGGAAAUGAACCGUAUAGAGCUUAGUUAGUUAACUAAAACCUUCAGCACCUAACGCAUGACAAGCCGUGUACGAAAGUUUCUUCACCUAGGUAUUCGUAUUCAACACACUCUGUAUGAUUGUUUCUUCGUGGGAGCGCUAUGCUUGAGUCGAACCAUAGCGCACCUUAGCAAGUAGUUUUCUACCAUCUAUCUUUUUGCGCAUCGUGUCAAGAAAGUGUUGCCACUUCACCAGCCAUCCAAGAUGGUUUACGCGAGAUCACCGAAUAGUUCGUGUCUAGUAAGGUAAGUAGGCAGUACCAGGAUUUUCUUCAUGAGUCGGAGAAAUCGAGCCUGUUGCUGCACCUCAAGGAGACACAGCAUCACCUUUUGGAGGUUUCUCUCCUGCUUUCUGAAGCAGCUAUGGACUUCUAAAUGUUGUGAGCCAGUUUUAUCAAUGCCCCAGAAAUUAGAUUGAGUACCAAAGCCUUGUGGCCGUUCACGAACCCCAGGCGAAUUUCGCUUGUCUGCUGGAACAUCGUCAGCGACUUUUGUUCGUGCUCGCCGUGUCAGCGGUGUGUCCAAUGCGGUUGUCAUAAUUGCUGUAUGUGCAUGCGACCUGCUCUAGCGCGAUGCCCACCCGUGCAAUGAAGUCGCGGCGGCGGCCCAGGAAUACGGAGAAAAA